Messenger RNA from Galeopterus variegatus (Sunda flying lemur), 1586 nucleotides. It is a transcript of the gene CD247, whose product is annotated as CD247 molecule. The coding region runs from base 1 to 483 and encodes 160 amino acids. NCBI's taxonomy places the organism in Eukaryota, Metazoa, Chordata, Mammalia, Dermoptera, Cynocephalidae. Gene Ontology annotation, molecular function: transmembrane signaling receptor activity. Gene Ontology annotation, biological process: cell surface receptor signaling pathway. The transcript is spliced from 8 exons. The record is from RefSeq and is a predicted model, not a curated record. Gene Ontology annotation, cellular component: membrane.
AUGGAGCUAGGACUGGUGGGCAAGGAGAUGCCAGGCCCCAAGGCACAGAGCCUGGGCCUGCUGGACCCCAAACUCUGCUUCCUGCUGGAUGGAAUCCUCUUCAUCUAUGGUGUCAUUGUCACUGCCCUGUACCUGAGAGCAAAGUUCGGCAGGAGCGCGGACGCCGCCGCGUGCCCGCAGGGCCCGGGCCAGCUGUACAACGAGCUCAAUCUAGGAAGAAGAGAGGAGUACGACGUUUUGGAUAAAAGACGGGGCAGGGACCCUGAGAUGGGAGGAAAACAGCAGAGGAGGAAGAACCCUCAGGAAGGCCUGUACAAUGCACUGCAGAAAGACAAGAUGGCAGAGGCCUACAGUGAGAUUGGGAUGAAAGGCGAGAACCAGCGGCGUAGAGGCAAGGGGCAUGAUGGCCUUUACCAGGGUCUCAGCACAGCCACCAAGGACACCUACGAUGCCCUCCACAUGCAGACCCUGCACCCCCGCUAACAGCCACGGGCUUUCACCACUCACGGGCCAGACCUGCGGAUGCCCAGAUUGUGACAGACACAGGAUAAAGCCUUUGCAACCCAGUUCACUCAUAUUUCUCAGCCACCAAAGUAUUCUUCUUUAUGAACAAGAUGGUUCAAGUUGUAGCAUUUGGUCAUAUCCAAUUCCAAACUAGCACACACAGAAUAUUGUCCCUGGACUCUUUAAGGAGUAUGCCCCCCAAGGUAUGGCCUUCUUCUAGGGUCUUCUGGUUUGCUGGUGACUGGGCAGGCUGCUCUCCUGGCAGCUCCACACCUUCACCUGGGAGCCCGUCACACUCCCUCUCACAGCUGAAUUGUUAAGUCUGUGUUUUGUAAAGUCCACAGAGAAACCCCAAAUGUUGCCAAAGUCCUCAUAGUCUGUACUGUUCUGUCAGUGUCUGAGUGGCUUUGCUCCUGCUGUAAAUUUGGUUUCUGUUGUCAACCUUCCCCUCAUUUCAAGGUAAUCCGCAGUUGGCUGCGUUGCAGCUACCUGUGAAAAGGCUGAGCAGAGUGCAGAUGGGAAGGGGCCGAGGCAACUGUGCACUCUCGAAGGGGCUGGAGAAAGGAAGCAGUGAAUGGAGAAGGGGUGGGAGCAGGGAGGGGUCAUGAAGGGUCAGCUAGAGCCCCCUGAGGGCAGCAAGAGGGUCCUUCUUCUAUCAGGCCCAUGUUCCAUGUCAUCGAACUUGUGUGUCGGGCACUACGGGAGCCAGAAGAUAAGACUGUCCUUGGCUUUGUGGAGCUCACAUUCUUAGAGGGGAGAUGAGCUGUGCACCAACUUGUAUAAAAACAGAGUAAGUCUCAUUAUAGAGGGUGCCUGAAGCACAGGGCGAGCAAGAGAAGGGAGCAAGAUGCUUUCUUCCCAUGCACACGCUGAUGGAAUGACAAACCCAUCCUGCGAAGGUCUCAGAGGCAGACUCAGCAGCAUACAGACCUGGGAAAAGUCACCACACCAGUACUGGAACACUUCUGUGAAAUUAAAGGGCACAUGGCCAUGGAUAGAAAACCCUCCUACUCUGCUUGGUAUUAAUUUAUACUAGCUUGCUAAAGCCUUACUAUUUUGCAUAAUAAAUGCUUCAGUAAAAA